This is a messenger RNA of Notolabrus celidotus (New Zealand spotty), 1890 nucleotides long. It is a transcript of the gene wdr31, whose product is annotated as WD repeat domain 31. Lineage: Eukaryota; Metazoa; Chordata; Actinopteri; Labriformes; Labridae. The record is from RefSeq and is a predicted model, not a curated record. Gene Ontology annotation, molecular function: protein binding. The transcript is spliced from 10 exons. The coding region runs from base 353 to 1429 and encodes 358 amino acids.
UGCCCUGUGUCACGUGACCCCACCCUCGCCUAGAUACGAGAAAGCGUCGCUGCUUGGUCGCUACGGAGGGAGGGAUGGCCCCAUGGAGUUAAAACACACUUCUGUGGACUUUCAGAAGCACUUUUGACGAGUCAGUAUCAUGGCAGUGUAUGGGAAACCCUCCUCGGAUCUUUCCAGAACGACUCUAGCACGGUUGAUCGGUUGUAUAUCCACUGUAUUGUGCUGCUAGUCAAUCAUACUUCUUGGCAUGACGGAUAAAGAUUAGUUAGCAUGCUACUGAGCUAGCAAUAGUGUCCAGGCUCACAGCGACCACACCUGCUAGUGACAGUGUGGCUGGAGGAUCCUGGCAGAAAUGGGCAAACUGCAGAGCAAGUUUCGCAAGAGGUCUGAGCUGUACAGGGCAUCUCAGGGGGAGAAGGCUGAUAACAGCUUUGACAGUCAGGUGGUUCAGUAUGAACCUGCCCAUCAAGGGUCCAUCAACACUGUCACCAAUCUCACUCCAGAUCUGUGUGUUUCUGGUGGGAGUGACCAGGCAGUGGUGGUGUAUGACUGGAAGCAAGGCCGGAUGUGUCAGUCCUUUCAGGGUCACAACCGAGAGGUUACCAAGGUGAUGUGUUAUCCAGGUAGCACAUGGAUCUUUAGUGCCUCACGGGACAAGACAGUCCUGAUGUGGGACCUAAACCAGGGGGAUGAUCCGAUUCAAGAAUUCUGUGGCCAUGAGCUCGUGGUCAAUGGAGUAGCUAUCAGCCCUGAUGGGAGAAAGUUGUGUACCGGCUCUCGUGACAACUGGAUGUGUCUGUGGGAUAUAGAGUCUGCAAAAUGUGAACAGAGACAAAACAUUUCCCGAAACCUGGUAACACAUGUGUGUUGGGUGCCAGACAGCUCCUCUAUAGUCCAGACCUCUGAAGAUAAGACUGUAAGGGUGUGGGACAGCCGUGCAUGGCAGGUAACCAACACUUUCCCAGCCAAGCAAUACAUCCAGACCUACUGUGACGUUUCCCCAAACGGAAACUACCUGCUGUCCAGCAGCAACGGCUUUGGAGGACAGGGCUGUGAAGCCACGCUGUGGGACCUGCGUCAGCCCGGCUGUAAAGUGGUGGAGUACAGAGGCCAUCUCCAGACCACAGCCUGCGUUAUGUUUCUUCCGACACCUCCUGGUGGCACAGCUCGGGUAGCAACAUCCUCCCAUGACAGCUCAGUUAAAAUCUGGGAUCAGAACACAGCAGUCUGUUUUGGGACACUGUCUCUAGAUGGUGCCGGCCCUCUGGUUGCUCUGGCUCCUACUGAAUCCAACAGUCUGCUCUGUGCCAGCUUCAACUCUGGCCUCCACAAUAUCCAGCUGGGCCAAGGUUCAAACCAGGCUCAGGGUUCUGGAGGAGGUUCAGGUGGAGCUGGUGGCUUGGAUAUCAAAGUUGUGGCACGCUUCUGAUACCUGGGGAGAGCAUAGAGCAACCUGAACCCUGCAACGUGAACAUCCAGUGACUCACCAAGCACCAUCGUUGGAUACAGACACCAUGUUCAUUGUGCUUCUUUCUUUUUCUACAAUUUUUAUAUAUUUCUAGUGACAUAUUUUUUGCGCUGCUAGAUCGCCAUACAGUGAUGAAUGACGGCAGAGUUCAGCUUUUGUGCAGCUAAGCAAUCUGGACGUCAAUCAUAGCUGCUAUCCAGCCCUGUGAGUAACACAAACUACAAACCGAUGAGACUGUAAACAAUAGAAAUGAUCUUGCUUGGACUGCAGCCUCUCUGGACUAAGAAAGGACAAACAAGGGUUAUUUUUAGUCUUUUUUAAAGCUCUCUGAGAGCAGGAAGAGAAGCCAUUUGGUCAGGUGUUACUUUUCAUAAUAAGAGUAUGUUAUUAGUUGUUCCUGGAUUAAAAAUGUAAUAGGUGCA